AUGACGUGUGUGGGCUUGCAUGCCUCCUCUUCGUCUAUGUUCCCGCCCACUCCCGGGACUCCGGGUUGUUGGCGUCGACCCCUCCAGCCGAGCGAGUUCUCGACCUCGACCGCCGGCAUUCACACCAAAUGGAUCGCCGCGCUCGCACCGCCAACGAGAGUCAAGCGAAACCGUAAGAUAUCAGCUAUGAUUCCCGACCCAUCGUCAUGGUGGUCGAAUAUAAAGGAUUAUGGCGCACGGCUACCCCUGCUCAUCAGGUUUGCCCGAGAUCUCGCUCGAUCGGAUCGCAAUAUUUUCGCCUCGAUCGUAGCCCUUAAUCUCGCUCAAGCCGCGCUCCCUGCCGCCGAGCUGUACCUAUCAAGACGGAUGAUUGAAUUGGCGUAUUCCGUGGGGAUAGGCAUCCCCCUGAACUGGAGAACAUUCGGCCUCGCCUUUCUCGGCAGCUUGACGACUACGAUCGCGUCCCUCCUCAUUGACCGAUGGAGCACUUUUUACGAGCAGCGUCUUCACUCGGUCUUCUCGCUUAGAGUCCAACAAUCCAUAUUAAGACUCAACUUAUCAUUGACGGACGACGAGCUGGCCCUGCCGUCCACGCAGCGUCAACUUCAACUCCUAAGGGAGCUCGGAGGCUCCGACAUUUAUCGACGAAUAUUCGACCCAUUGGGCUUCCUCUCGGUCGCCAACGCGAUUCUCUCGCUCGUCUUCAGUGGUGGGAUGCUCUAUUCUCAGCUCAACUCGAGGAAUACAUUCUACCUCGGUGUGUCGACGACGUUCAUGGUCAUCGAGGAAUGGGACCGCUGGUUCGGCCAGGCCACACCAACGAUCGAGCACUACGAUAUCUCGAACGACGCGUACCUCCGCUUCCAGGCCCUCUUCAAGAUGGGGACGUCGAGAUCGUUAAGAAACGAGAUUCGAAUGCUCGGACUCGAAUCGUAUCUCUCCGAUCAGGCCGCUACGUCGCUCCGAGAACUCGGAUCGACCUCGACCGUGAUACCGUCGACAAACUCUUCACUGCGAUGGACAUCGAUCAUUACCCGCCUUUCGCGGCCGCUUUCGAUGGGCAUCUUCAUCAUUCAUACAGCGUUGUACAACGAUGCUCAGUUGCUGAAGAAUGGCACGACGGCGCUCACUUCGUUUGCGGAAAUGUCGAUCCUCGAAUCGGCCGUUUGGGACCUCCGGAUUCGAUGCAGUCGACUCUCGAGCGAUUUGAAGGAUCUCAAGUCUGGCGCCGAUCGAAUUCAAGCAUGGUAUGCAACUGAGGAUGAGGAUUUUGCGGUCAAGAGGAAGAAAGUGGCCAGGCGGUACGAGUCUGUUGUUGCAGAAGGCCGGAGAGGUAUGAAGAUUGACUUUCAGGAGGUUGGGUUGAGGUAUCAGCGGUCCACCAACAGGGCGUUGGACCAUGUCAGCUUUGCUGUAGAAGCGGGAGAGCUCGUGUAAGUCCCAAAACGAAUGGCGUCGAGGAACCCUCAGCUGAACGGUCAUGUUCACACAAUUUGGUAGGGCUGUCGUCGGGCACAACGGAUCGGGCAAGACGAGCCUUGUCUCCCUUCUGACCCGGUACGUCACCGACCAAGCCAGGGUUUUUUCGGAUACGUUCUGACGUCGAAUUUUGCAUCUUGUUUUCUCAGGUCUGAACGAUCGACCUUUGGCCGUAUACUCAUCAACGGUCAUGACGUGCAUGAGUAUGCUCCGAAGGAUUUGGCAUCCGUUUCGACCUUUACGACGCAGAACUCUCGUGAGUCGCGCCAGAGUCAGUGAUUACUCUGCACCUAUACACUGGGCUGACGAAAUGGCUUCUCGAUUUUCAGCUGUCCUUCCCAUGACCAUUCGAGAAUAUGUCUCGCUCGGAUCGGUCGCUCACGCUCAUCAACCAGAACAGAUCAAGCGAGCACUCCAAGCUUCGACUGCGGAUCAAACCGUCGACUCGCUCACUGAUGGAUGGGAAUCAUACGCCAGUGGAAUGAUGGGCUCUUCCCUUUCGACGUCGGAUUGGAAACUUGCUGCGAUUGUCCAACGACCGCUCCCGCCACCUACUUUCGAGCUCUUGGACCCGGCCGAGGAGAAAGCUACGGAGUUGAGCCUCGAUGGUGCCGAGGAGGUGACGAGCUGCGCAAUGCUGUCGAGUGGGACCACGAUGGUCGAUUCUUUGGGGUCCUUUAAGGAGGAUACCAAAAAGACUGUUCGUGUAGGAACGACGGCGUAUCCGAUUAUGGUGGAGGGAGAGGAAGCGACGGUGCAUUUCCCGAACCAUUCGCCCGAAGCGUGUGUUCUAUCGGGCGGUCAGGUUAGUUCGGAAGAACGCACAUCAUUGUUCAAUGAGAGAGGUUCUGACUACACAAUUCUAACUCGGGUUUUGCAGUGGCAGCGCAUCACUUUAGCUCGGUCGUUGAUGAACCCAUGCCCCGAUCUACUCGUGUGGGACGAACCCACGGCCGCACUGGAUCCUCAUGCGGAAGCGCGUUUAUAUGACGAGAUGCUUUCCAAGAAGGGUAAAGUGAGUCUUGAACCUCAAAAGCAUGGCAAAUGCAGGACCCUAAUCAUAUACUAACAUCCCUCCGAUAUGUCCCGAAACUCCCUGGCAGUCCACCAUCAUCUUCACGACCCACCGUCUCAACAUUUGCACCAAAGUCGAUCGAGUCCUCGUUUUCGAGGGCGGGCGAUUGGUCGAACAAGGGAGUCAUGCAGAGUUGAUGAAACUCGAUCCGAUGAAGGGGAGGUCUCGGCGGUUAUGGGAUGCGCAUUUGUGAAGCGCUCGAUUUAGAUCACGAAUGCAGGGGUGAAAUCUAGGAGAUUUACUGUUCCACAUUCAUCUGGAGGAAUAGCUUUUCCAAAGUGAAAUCCCAAUGCUGUCCCUCCCCUCGACUCAAGUUUUAAGUUUAAGUCAUAAAUUCCAGCAAGUCUUGUUCAAAGACAGAAUCUAACAAACGCUAGAUCCGCUGGACCACCAUAACAUGUGCCAUAUAUCAUACACCCAUAUUGUAUACGGGCCAUUACCUCGCUGGGAUUAGGACUGAUGUCCCCAUUUCUCAGGGCUUACAUCAGUUUCCCUCCUCCUCCUCAGCACCCGGCUCCUGAGGGUAGAUGGGGCAAGUUUGCCACCAUCGCCUCCACCAGUGAGGUAUGCUACUCCAUAUUCUUUUGGAAUGUCCACCACUUUCGCAUGCGGUCGCCCCAUAUUCGCCCAGCCCCUUUAAUGAGCUCAUGA
This is a messenger RNA of Microbotryum saponariae, 3205 nucleotides long. The record is from the annotation of a GenBank genome assembly. NCBI's taxonomy places the organism in Eukaryota, Fungi, Basidiomycota, Microbotryomycetes, Microbotryales, Microbotryaceae.